This is a messenger RNA of Striga hermonthica, 465 nucleotides long. Lineage: Eukaryota; Viridiplantae; Streptophyta; Magnoliopsida; Lamiales; Orobanchaceae. The record is from the annotation of a GenBank genome assembly.
AUGAAGGAUCUGUUGGGUAGUCCUGGGACUGUGAGUGGGUUGCUGUUAAGAAUUGGGCAGUGCCUUUUCGCAGCUGGAUCCAUCGGAGUUAUGGUUUCUGCUUUCGGAUUCUCUAACUUCACUGCUUAUUGCUAUCUCAUUGCAUCAAUGGGCCUUCAAUUGCUAUGGAGCUGUGGACUCGCGUGCCUUGACAUCUAUGCUUUGCGGAUAAAAAGAGAUCUCCACAGUUCAGUCCUAGUCAGCUUGUUCGUGGUUGGUGAUUGGGUUACAGCCACACUAUCACUUGCUGCUGCAUGCUCUUCGGCAGGGAUUGCAAUUUUGUACGCCAAAGACUUGAAAUUUUGUACGGGAGCGAACCAUAUCCCGUGCCGAAGAUUUGAGCUCUCAAUAGCUCUUGCAUUCGUCACGUGGUUCCUCAUUGCCAUGUCUUCUCAUGUGAUGUUCUGGAUACUUGCAUCCGGUUAG